Molecule: messenger RNA, 2381 nt
Organism: Solea senegalensis (Senegalese sole)
Lineage: Eukaryota; Metazoa; Chordata; Actinopteri; Pleuronectiformes; Soleidae
Gene: mmp11a
Product: matrix metallopeptidase 11a
Exons: 8
Coding region: 57-1505 (482 amino acids)
Biological process (GO): proteolysis; extracellular matrix organization; collagen catabolic process
Cellular component (GO): extracellular matrix
Molecular function (GO): zinc ion binding; metalloendopeptidase activity
Source: RefSeq, a predicted model, not a curated record
CUCUGCGCACCGCACACUCCGCUGCGCCACGCACCAGUUUCCUGCGGCUCGUGACGAUGCGGACUUCUCUGCUCAUGUGCUGCUGCGUCCUCGCGCUGCUGUGGCUCCAGAGCGCGCGCUGCCUCCCGGUGCGAGGACACAGUCACUUCAAAGCGACACCGGUCUCUGAGAAGUUCCCCGACCUGAAGAAGAGAGGGAAAGUGUCUCACGCUCAGGACGUCAUGAAGGACGAGAGUUUGUCCAACAACACCAGGGACGCGUGGAACCGACCUCGCUGCGGCGUACCGGACUUCCCCAGCCAGAAGGGGGUGCACUACCGCGGACGACAGCGCCAGAGACGCUUUGUACUCUACGGAGGACGUUUGAACAAGAUGGACCUCACCUACAGGAUCGUCCGCUUCCCCUGGCAGAUGAGUGACGAGAAAGUGCGACGCGUCUUCCAGGAAGCGCUGAAAAUCUGGAGUGACGUGACCCCGCUGACCUUCACCGAGGUCCACAGCGGGAAGGCCGACAUCCGCGUCGACUUCACGAGGUACUGGCACGGAGACGACCUUCCCUUCGACGGCCCGGGCGGGAUCCUCGCUCACGCCUUCUUCCCCAGGACGCAUCGACAGGGAGACGUUCACUUCGACUACGACGAGUCGUGGACGCUGGGAAACCACAUGGGCACAGACCUCCUCCAGGUCGCCGCCCAUGAGUUUGGACACGUCCUGGGUCUGCAGCACUCCCGUGAACCAGGAGCCGUCAUGUCAGCGUACUACACCUUCUCCUACCCACUGAAGCUGAGCGAGGACGACAGACGAGGCAUCCAGUUCCUGUACGGAGGUCACCCACAAGUCCUGCCUUCUCCAUCUCCACCGCCUCCUCCUCCGCCUCCUCAUCCUCCUUACAACCCAGAGUCCAAUGAGAUCCCGACUAUUCCCGACGCCUGCCACACGGACUUUGACGCCGUGUCCAUGAUCCGUGGAGAGCUGUUCUUCUUUAAGUCGGGGUACGUGUGGAGGAUCAGGGACGGACACCUGGAGAGCGGGUACCCGGCGCUGGCGUCCCGACACUGGAGGGGGAUCCCCGACAACAUCGACGCCGCCUUUGAAGACAAGUCAGGAAACAUUUGGUUCUUUCAAGGUGAGAAUUACUGGGUGUUUGACGCUGAGAUGCAGAUCCAGGCCCCGGAGUCCAUGAGGAGUCUGGGUCUGCCGGUCUCUGGGAUCCAGGCUGCUCUGCGCUGGGGCCACGACUCCAACUACAACACCUACUUCUUCAAGUCCGGAAGCUACUGGAAGUUCAGUCCGCGUGAGAACCGCGUGGACUCAAUCUACCCGCGCAGCAUGCAGGACUGGAUCGGUAUCCCCGAGGACGUGGACGCUGCCUUCAGGGACAUCUACGGUUACGCUCACUUCAUCCGAGGACGUCAGUACUGGAAGUUCGACCCCGUGGCCAUGAACUCGUUGGAGGGUUACCCUCGUUACGUGGGCAUGGACUUCUUCAGCUGCAGAACCGCGUGAGACUCGGCUCGACGGACACUUUUUUCUUGUUUUCCUUUUUUUCUUUUUGACAAUGAAGAGUUUGUAAUGUCGGACGGAGACGAGACGUCACCGUCACUCAGAUCAACUUCACAUUCUUCUCAGGAAAAAGCACGUGACUCCUCCUCAGACCGGGCUCCUCCUGUGCAGCUAUACUCAUAUUUAUUAUGCACACGUUUGCCACCGUGAGGCUGAGAUCUGGGCCGUGUGUUACCACACUGAUGUGAACUGUUCACUCUUCUCUGAGCCUCGUGUUUCUGCGUCUGCAGUGGACGACGUGUUUCUGUUCCUCGUCACGCCCUCGCUGAGUGUCCAGUGUUUGAAAAGUGGCGUCAGACACGUGGACUCGUCCCCGAGCUGCUGUAGGUGGCGCUGUGGGAGACCAAACAAACUUUGAGAUUUGUGUUUUAUCCAAACAACUGUUUUCACACGUGCUAAAGCCUCAAAAACAUCUUCAUCCCCAUGAAAACACUCACUGUCAAGAUCAUGUCAGGUCAACAGGGGGCGAUAGAGAACAGCCUGGGACGUCACUCUGAUAUUUUAACCUUUAACUUUUUCCCCCGAGCAAAGAAUGAGAAAUGAAGAAAUUCAGUCUAAAAUAACCUCGCGUCCCAUCACGACGUCACUAAGUCGCUAAGUCUCACCUUGUCCUUCAGGAAGAGCUUCAGGGCGCCACCUACAGCUCACAGCAGACAAACGUCCUCUCGUCUCGUCUUUAACAUGGUGGUGUGUUCAGGUGACUCUGUGACGUUCAGGCAACUUUGUGACUCUGUGUAACGUUCAGGCGACUCUUCAACUCCGUGUGAUGUUCAGGCGACUCUGUGACUCCGUGUGACAUUCAGGCGACUCUGACUCUGU